CACAAUUUCAAAGUCAUCCUCCUGACUCCGUGCUUUUCAGAUACUCAUCUAGCUAGGGGAUAUAUACAAGAUACCUCCCACAACAGAAUCUUCAUCUCCUCUCUCUCUCUCUCUCUCUCUCUCUGUAUAUAUAUAUAUAUGUAUAAAAACACAUAAAUAACCUUAAAAAACUUCAGCAGUAGAUUAUGGAGAUGGAGAGCCGUAGACCGGCGAACCGGUCGCCACUGACCCGGCUCAACAUGUUCAUGGCGAAGAACAGAGUCGGAAAACGGUUCAAACUGGCCGAACGGAACACUACCUUCACGACGGAGCUCCGCGCCGGCACCGCCACCUUCCUCACCAUGGCCUACAUCCUCGCCGUCAACGCCUCCAUCCUCUCCGACUCCGGCGCCACCUGCUCCGUCUCCGACUGCAUCCCCCUCUGCUCCGACUCCACCGUCUCCGCCGCCAACUGCUCUGGCAAGAACCUCACCCUCAUCCAACCCGACUCCUCCUGCAAAUUCGAUCCGGUCAAUCCGGGUUACACCGCUUGCCUCGAGCGGGUCCGAAAAGACCUCAUCGUCGCCACCAUCGCUUCUUCUCUCAUCGGAUGUGUGAUAAUGGGAACGUUCGCGAAUCUUCCUCUCGCUCUCGCUCCGGGCAUGGGAACCAACGCGUAUUUCGCUUAUACUGUCGUGGGUUUUCACGGUUCCGGCAACGUCUCGUACCGUUCCGCUCUCACCGCUGUUUUCAUCGAAGGCAUGAUCUUCUUGAUGAUUUCAGCAAUUGGGUUACGAGCGAAACUCGCGAAACUCGUUCCGAAACCGGUACGAAUCUCUUCCUCCGCCGGUAUCGGGCUCUUCCUCGCUUUCAUCGGAUUACAAAACAACCAAGGCCUCGGACUCAUCGGUUACAGCUCAUCAACGCUGGUCACACUCGGUGCAUGUCCAAGCUCCUCACGCGCCUCCCUGGCUCCGGUCGUCACAGCAGCAAACGGCACCGUCAGCCUCCUCUCCGGCGGGACAGUCUCCGGCGGCAUAUUCUGCCUCAACGGUCGCAUGGAAAGCCCUACAUUCUGGCUCGGCGUUGUGGGUUUCGUGAUCAUCGCUUACUGUAUGGUGAAAAACAUCAAGGGUGCUAUGAUCUACGGAAUAAUCUUCGUCACCGCCGUGUCGUGGUUUCGAAACACCACCGUGACGGUGUUUCCAAACACCACCGAUGGCGACACGGCUUAUCAAUAUUUCAAAAAAGUGGUGGAUGUUCACGCAAUCAAGUACACAGCCGGAGCUCUCAGCUUCAAAAGCAUGGGAACGGGGCAUUUCUGGGAAGCUCUGAUCACAUUUCUGUACGUAGACAUACUCGACACCACUGGAACUCUCUAUUCGAUGGCUCGAUUCGCGGGUUUUACAGACGAAAAUGGUGAUUUCGAAGGCCAAUACUUUGCUUUCAUGUCCGAUGCUUCGUCGAUCGUUGUGGGUUCGUUGUUGGGUACAUCGCCGGUGACGGCUUUUAUCGAAUCGUCGACGGGGAUAAGGGAAGGAGGGAGAACUGGGUUGACGGCGUUAACUGUGGCGGGGUAUUUCUUGCUGGCGUUCUUCUUCACGCCGUUGCUGGCUUCAAUUCCGCCGUGGGCGGUGGGGCCGCCGUUGAUUCUUGUCGGAGUUCUGAUGAUGAGAUCGGUGGUGGAGAUUGAAUGGGACGACAUGAGGGAGGCGAUCCCGGCGUUCGUUACGUUGAUUUUGAUGCCGUUGACUUACUCGAUUGCAUACGGUUUGAUUGGUGGGAUUGGAACUUACAUUAUUUUGCAUCUGUGGGAUUGGGGGGAGGGGUUGUUGAGGAAAUUUGGGGUUCUUAAGGGGGUGAAAAGUAGUAAUAAUAAUAAUAACAAUAUUGAAGGGGUCAAUGGUGCAAAUAGUGAAGUUGCUAGGGAGGGGAGUGUUAAAGCUGUUGAGGUUUGAGAUGGUUUAAGAGUUAAAAAAUC
Messenger RNA from Camellia sinensis, 1960 nucleotides. Its product is annotated as adenine/guanine permease AZG1. Gene Ontology annotation, biological process: transmembrane transport; adenine transport; guanine transport. The record is from RefSeq and is a predicted model, not a curated record. Gene Ontology annotation, molecular function: purine nucleobase transmembrane transporter activity. NCBI's taxonomy places the organism in Eukaryota, Viridiplantae, Streptophyta, Magnoliopsida, Ericales, Theaceae. Gene Ontology annotation, cellular component: plasma membrane.